Chelonus insularis is the source of this 1438-nucleotide messenger RNA. RefSeq names its product AP-3 complex subunit carmine (gene carmine). The record is from RefSeq and is a predicted model, not a curated record. The transcript has 8 exons. Gene Ontology annotation, biological process: endocytosis; intracellular protein transport. Gene Ontology annotation, cellular component: cytoplasmic vesicle; clathrin adaptor complex. Lineage: Eukaryota; Metazoa; Arthropoda; Insecta; Hymenoptera; Braconidae. The coding region runs from base 127 to 1380 and encodes 417 amino acids.
CAGUCUGUCAAACUGUUUUGUUGUUUAUUGCAUUUUUACCUUAUUGUUAGAGUAAAUAAUUUAUACAUUUAAUAAUAAUUUUUUUUUGUUAAGUGUAAUUGAAAAUUUAACUAAUUCAUUAUAAUCAUGAUCAAUAGUCUAUUUAUUAUUAACUCUUCUGGGGAUGUGUUCAUGGAAAAACAUUGGAAGAGUGCAGUAGCUAGGUCAUUAUGUGACUAUUUUUUUGAUCAACAGAGGAGAGUUUUAUCUCCUGAAGACACUCCUCCUGUUAUUGCUACUCCACAUCACUAUUUAAUUAGUAUUUAUCGAUGUAAUAUGUUCUUCGUUGCAGUUUGCACGACAGAAGUACCACCUCUUUUUGUUAUUGAAUUUUUACAUAGAGUGGUUGAUACUUUCGAAGAUUAUUUCAGUGAAUGCACUGAGACUAUCAUCAAAGAAAACUAUGUAGUGGUUUAUGAACUGUUAGAUGAAAUGCUGGACAAUGGCUUCCCGUUAGCUACUGAAUCCAAUAUUUUGAAAGAACUUAUCAAACCGCCCAAUAUUUUAAGAACUAUAGCAAAUACUGUUACUGGAAAAUCCAAUGUAAGUGCAAUUUUACCCAGUGGACAAUUAUCUAAUGUUCCCUGGAGAAGAACAGGAGUUAAAUAUACGAAUAAUGAGGCUUACUUUGAUGUUGUGGAAGAAGUAGAUGCAAUUAUUGAUAGAACUGGUGCAACUGUUUUUGCUGAAAUUCAAGGAUAUAUUGAUUGUUGUAUUAAAUUGAGUGGAAUGCCUGAUCUUACCUUGUCUUUCAUGAAUCCACGAUUGUUUGACGAUGUUAGUUUUCACCCGUGUGUUAGAUUCAAACGAUGGGAAUCAGAAAGAAUAUUGUCUUUCAUUCCUCCUGAUGGCAAUUUUCGUCUUCUUUCUUAUCAUAUUGGAUCGCAAAGUAUUGUAGCCAUCCCCAUAUAUGUUAGACAUAACAUCAGCCUUAAAGAACCAGGAGGCGGUAGAUUAGACAUUACUGUGGGUCCAAAGCAAACUGUUGGAAGAACAAUUGAAAAUGUAACGUUGGAGAUUCCAAUGCCAAAAAUCGUCCUCAAUUGUACCUUGAUACCAAAUCAAGGUAAAUACUCAUUUGAUCCAGUGAGCAAAGUUUUAUUUUGGGAUAUUGGCCGAAUAGAUGUAUCAAAGUUGCCUAAUCUACGAGGAUCAAUUACUAUCCAAAAUGGAGCAACAGCUUCUGAAUCGAAUCCUGCUAUUAAUGUACAUUUUACAAUAAAUCAGCUAGCUGUAUCUGGUCUGAAAGUAAGUGGCUUAGAUAUGUAUGGUGAAAAAUAUAAACCAUUUAAAGGAGUUAAAUACAUAACUAAAGCUGGCAGAUUUCAAAUAAGAAUGUAAUAUUGGUUCACUUGGAAACAAUAAGAUGAAAUGUAAAAUAAAUUAUUAUUAAAAACUA